GUUUAAACCUACAUAAUUGUAUUUUCAGGAUUUGAAUCUUGUAGGGAAAGCUGGUGUUUUUGAUUCAAUCAAUUGGCAGAGUUUUUUUAUAUUUUUUUAUUUUAAAUUCGGGAGUGUUUUAUCUGGACCUUGAAGAGCAGGCCAAGGGACUUUUGUUAAGAAAUGGAACAAGUGGUACCCGAUGGAGAUGCUGGAAUAGACAUUCCAGUACAAGCAGCUGAGAUGGAAGUAGAAGCUCCUGGUGCAGCAGCAGCUGCAGAUGAUGCCCAGUUAGACGAGCAUCGGAGUCGCUCUCUCGGCCGCCGUCGCCGUCGGUCUCGUCGAACUCUCCUACACUCACGUCGCGGGCGUGGACGGGGUGCACGGGGUGGACGUGGGCGUGGAAGAGGUAGCUCCAGGCGCGCGAGGAGCGAGUCUCCGAUUGACCCGAUUCCGAUUGACCCGUUUAUACCUCCUAUGGAGGGAAUCCCGAAUCCGUUAGCGGAUCAUGCAGCAAUGGUCAGGGCGGAGAUCGAGUUGGAAGCUGUGAGAGAAAGCUCGAAUCCCCACGGGGACGGUCCGUCCCCGUUGCCGUCGUCUGAGGACGAAGAUUAAAAAAUCAGAAUCAAUUAUUUUCAAUAAUCCAGAGGUGAUAGGGUGGAAGAGGAUAAUAUUAAAAAACAACACGGAGAUGAAUAAAUUCUAAUUUAAUUUAGCGAUAAUAUAAAAAAUCUUUUAAAAACUGAAUCACUUAUAACAGAUAUUAUUCAUCUUCUACUAGAGGAAAAACAAAACUAUAUUUAAUAACAAUUUGACAUUUACUAUGCAUAUGAAUAUUCUUGCAUCUGUUUUAUCUCUGCUCCUACACAUCGUUUUCUUUGUCCUCAUCUUCUGCUAGUACAUGAGCACAGGGCCUAGAAAAAUAAAUAUUAGAUCAUUCUCAGAAAAUUAUAGAAUUUACCAGAAGAUGAUUUACAAGCAAGUCUUGUGUCUGAUAUAGUUACUCACGUUUCAGUUCAUAGUUAUAUUUAGAAAACAGGACACUCCAGUGCAAGAGAUGAGGAGAUUUAUGAUUCUGAUGAUGGAAAGACAAAUUUUUUAAUUCGACAGAGUCACUUUGUAAAAAUAUGUAAAUGUGUAUGUCGAUGUUGUAGAAAUAAAUAAAACUGAUUGUACAAAUAAAA
This is a messenger RNA of Nilaparvata lugens (brown planthopper), 1163 nucleotides long. RefSeq lists its product as uncharacterized. The transcript is spliced from 3 exons. The record is from RefSeq and is a predicted model, not a curated record. Bases 163 to 594 code for a protein of 143 amino acids. NCBI's taxonomy places the organism in Eukaryota, Metazoa, Arthropoda, Insecta, Hemiptera, Delphacidae.